AUGAACGCCUCCAGACGUUUGCAGCUGGAGAUCUGUGCUGUAGGUAAAACAUGCCUACUCAUCAGUUACACAACCAAUGCAUUUCCUGGAGAAUAUAUACCCACUGUUUUUGACAACUACUCUGCUAAUGUAAUGGUUGAUGGAAAACCGGUCAAUCUGGGUUUGUGGGAUACAGCUGGUCAAGAGGACUAUGACAGACUACGUCCACUCUCCUAUCCGCAAACAGUUGGAGGAACCAAUGGUAAGAAUAUAUCUUCCAGUCUGACAGAUCAACCCAUUGCCGAUGUUUUCUUAAUCUGCUUUUCCCUUGUGAGUCCCGCCUCCUUUGAAAAUGUCCGUGCUAAGUGGUAUCCCGAGGUGCGGCACCAUUGCCCCAACACCCCCAUCAUCUUAGUGGGCACCAAACUUGAUCUCCGGGAUGACAAGGACACAAUUGAAAAACUGAAGGAGAAGAAGCUGACUCCUAUCACCUACCCACAGGGCCUUGCUAUGGCAAAAGAGAUCGGUGCAGUGAAAUACCUAGAAUGCUCAGCACUUACACAGCGAGGCCUCAAGACAGUGUUUGACGAAGCUAUCCGAGCAGUUCUGUGCCCCCCGCCUGUAAAGAAGAGGAAGAGAAAAUGUCUGCUGCUGUAAACGCUCCCCUCCCCCACCCCAUCCAACCCCUGUGCUUUGCUCAGAACAAUGGAGCAUUCACACUCAAUGCCAAGUUUUCUGUUAUAAAUUAGUCCUCUUCCAUAAGUUCUUGAACCAAUCAACAAUUUCACGGUUUCAUUUGUUUGAAGUAUGAAAGUUACCUUGCGAUCUUCUAAAAGCAAACUCCUAAAAAGACAAACCUAUGGAAAGCCUUAUUUUUAAAAUCCUAUUCUUGCUCAAUUAAGUGUUGCCAAACUAUCAGCUGAACUAAGUUGCAUCGUUGUGCUAUGAACACUAAGCACUAAACUGUUUUUUAAAGAUUCUUCUUGAAGAUGACUCUAAUUUCUGGUAGGAAAUGCAAAACACUUUCUAGUUUUUCACAGUAACAGUACCGUAUAAUUAGCAGAACACUGCACUCUAAUGUGCUUUAUUAUUAAAUGUUUUCUCAACCCACAGUCAUUGAAUAGUGUCGUGUAGCGAACCGGAAUCUUUUUGACAAUGACUGACUGACACCCGUGAGUCACAGUGUAAAAUGCUUUAUCAUUGGUAAGGGCUUGGUUGCAAUCUAGUUCUUGCUGCUGUGAUUAAAAAAAAAAAUAAUAAAAAUAAAAAACUAUUCUUACUGAAGUGUAUCUAUCUAGUCCUUUUGACAGCAUUGUAUUGUUAGGGAUAAAAGAAACAGUGGGUUGGAUCAAAUGGUAGUGCCAGACAGUAUUUUUACACUGUACAGAUGCUUUACACUACACUGCCAG
Molecule: messenger RNA, 1388 nt
Organism: Apaloderma vittatum (bar-tailed trogon)
Lineage: Eukaryota; Metazoa; Chordata; Aves; Trogoniformes; Trogonidae
Product: ras-related C3 botulinum toxin substrate 1-like
Exons: 7
Coding region: 1-636 (211 amino acids)
Biological process (GO): regulation of actin cytoskeleton organization; establishment or maintenance of cell polarity; cortical cytoskeleton organization
Cellular component (GO): cytoskeleton; cell cortex; cytoplasmic vesicle
Molecular function (GO): GTPase activity; GTP binding; protein kinase binding
Source: RefSeq, a predicted model, not a curated record